Saprolegnia diclina VS20 is the source of this 2556-nucleotide messenger RNA. RefSeq lists its product as hypothetical. Gene Ontology annotation, biological process: cyclic nucleotide biosynthetic process; intracellular signal transduction. The transcript is spliced from 3 exons. The record is from RefSeq and is a predicted model, not a curated record. Bases 29 to 2497 code for a protein of 822 amino acids. Lineage: Eukaryota; Oomycota; Saprolegniomycetes; Saprolegniales; Saprolegniaceae.
CAGUGGCCGAAACCUCGAGAACGUACCGAUGGCGCUGGUCGUGUCCAAGUCGAGCAAGGUCGCCAACAAGGUGAGCCCGGAGCUGCACAAGAUGCUGCAGCCGACAGCCGCGCGCCAAGAGCGCGUGCUCGCGGCCCUCGACAGCCGCAACGCCAACAUCGUGCUCGGGAUCAUGACCAUGUUUACGCUCUUUGCCGACGACAUGCGCGUCGCGGGCUUCACCAAGGCGGCGGACGAGACGUUCUACGUCCUCGAGCUCAUCUGCUUUGUGUGCUUUUCUUUCGAGUGGAUGGGCAACGUCUACGCGCGCCCCGACUAUGUGCACAAGGGCCUCGGCUUUACGUUUUGGAUGGAUCUGAUUGCGACGCUUUCGAUCCUCGCGGACGUGGGCUGGGUCAUGGAGGCACUCACGGGCGGCGCGACCUCGAACAGCGUCGCGUCGCUCCAAGCGAGCCGCGCGUCGCGCGCCGGCACCAAAGCCGGUCGUCUCGUCAAGCUCAUUCGACUCAUUCGCGUCGUACGCAUUUCGCGCAUCUUUCGCACCAAGACCGCCGACACGGCCAAGGUCAUCAAGCUCAACGAGCCGAGCAAGGUCGGCAAGAUCCUCACGGAGCUCACGACGCGCCGCCUCAUCGUGCUCGUGCUCGUCAUGAUCGUGCUCCUUCCGGUGAUUGACCAAACGCUCACGACGACCGACCAGUACCAAACAAGCGCCUUGUACCAAAUGCAUCGCAUGGUCCAGGACUACAACUCGACGGGGCUGGUCACGCUUCCGGAUAUGCAAGCGCUCUUCCACAGCUACGUGCGCAACUGCAACGGCAUCAUUUUGGACAUUGCGAUCUACGGCAUUGACAAGAGCAUCACCAACCAUUGGCUCCAAACCGUUCGGUUCCAGAGCUACUCGGGCACGGCGUGGGUCGCGUCGUCGCCCUUCACGGCUACCGUCAACCCGAUCUCGGGCUGGUCGGCAUCGUACCUCACGACCGACUUUACUGGCUUUCGCGCCGCGGACGUCAGCCCAAUCUCGUACUUUGACUGCGUCGACAACACUGGCACGACGCUGCCCAACGCCACGUGCUUCUCCGCGGUUGUGUUUUACAUUGCCAAGUCGAACGCGUCCGACUCGGAGCUCACGAUCCUCAAGACGUGGAUCGUCAUCUUCCUCUUUGGCGGCAGCAUCUUCUUCUUCACGCGGGAUGCCGACAUGCUCGUGAUUGGCCCCAUCGAGCGCAUGAUGGAGCUCGUGAACCGCUUGGCCAAGAACCCGCUCGGCAACACGGACAUUGAAGAAGACGCGUCACAAGAGUACGAGACGCGCAUGUUGGAAAAGACCAUUUGUAAAAUCGGCCGGCUCCUCCAAGUCGGGUUUGGCUCGGCGGGUACCGAGAUCAUUUCGAAAAACAUGGGCGGGACCGGCGAACUCAACGUCAUGAUUCCAGGCAAGAAGAUUUCGUCCAUCUUUGGCUUUGGCAUCAUCGAGCAUUUCACCGAAACGUGCAGUAUCCUUGAGGAGAGCGUCAUCACGUACAUCAACACGCUCGCCGAUAUCGUGCAUACGGACGCCAAUAUCUACUACGGCGCGGCCAACAAGAACAUUGGCUCGGCGUUCUUGCUCGCGUGGAAAAUCUGUGACGGGUCCCUACCCGGCAUGCGGGACCCGCGCGACGCCGCCUCCAAGCCCAUCAUGAGUGCGUCCGAGAAGGCCGAGAAGCGCGCCGGUAUCGCUGUCCAGCUCUGCGCCUCGGGGUUUGCGCCGCGCGCAAUCACGCCGCAGGAGCUCGUCGACUCGGCGCUCAUGGCCGUGCUCAAAAUGCGCAUCGACAUUCACGCGGCCAACGAACCCGGUGGCAGAUUCGAGCUGUACCUCUCAAACCCGAAACUCCAAGCAAAGUUUGGCGAGCACUUUGGUGUGCACAUGGGCUUUGGGCUCCACAUUGGGUGGGCGAUCGAAGGAGCGAUUGGCUCGAAAUACAAAAUCGACGCGUCGUACCUCUCGCCCAACGUCAACAUGGCCGCGCGUCUCGAGAACGCGACCGGUCAAUUCCAAGUCCCGAUGCUCAUCAGCGAGUGGUUCAUGGACGAGCUCAGUCCGUUUGCCAAGACACACUGCCGCAAGAUCGACCGCGUCACGGUCAAAGGCAGUGAGAUCCCCAUGGAUCUCUGGACCUUUGACAUUGGCAACUACUCGAUCGACUGCGACCCGAUCGUCGACCCCAACGGCGUCCAGAUGCCCCUCGACUAUGAGAAGAACGAUAUUUUGCCGCGGCUCCAAGAAGGCAUUCCGCGCGCGUUCUUUUCGACGUUCAAGGAAGGUAUGCAAGCGUACCUCGACGGCGAUUGGGCCAAGGCCCAUGCGCUGCUGAGUACAGCGUACGAAACGUACCGGGAUGGCCCCACGAACGUGCUCCUGACGAUCCUACGGACAGAGUCGGCCGACCCCAACGGGUAUGCGUGCCCCGCGUGGUGGAAAGGCUUCCGGCCCUUGACGGAAAAGUAGCUUCGGCGUACAUAUGAUAGAGGCAGCGUAAUUUGUGAAUAUACACUCAUACAUCUUGC